This is a messenger RNA of Penicillium subrubescens, 897 nucleotides long. Its product is annotated as class II aldolase/adducin family protein. Gene Ontology annotation, cellular component: cytosol. The coding region runs from base 1 to 897 and encodes 298 amino acids. The record is from RefSeq and is a predicted model, not a curated record. Gene Ontology annotation, molecular function: aldehyde-lyase activity. The transcript has a single exon. Lineage: Eukaryota; Fungi; Ascomycota; Eurotiomycetes; Eurotiales; Aspergillaceae. Gene Ontology annotation, biological process: pentose catabolic process.
AUGUCUCCAGAAAACUCUUUGCAGCAGACCGCUGAGAGAUCAGCCCUUGAACAAGCCUAUUAUCGGAAACUUGUGGACGGCUCUCAUAUUCUCCACUACCACAACGUCCUCGAUGCAUACGGCCAUCUCUCUUUCAGACACCCCUACAAGACCGGCGUGUUCGUCAUGUCACGUAGCGUUGCACCUGGGUCUAUCUCCGCGGCGGGUGACCUCAUCAGCUACAGAAUUGAGGACGCCGAGCCGCUCGAUCAGGGAGCGGCCAAGGGAUACGCUGAACGUAUGAUUCAUUCUGAGAUCUAUAAGAGACACCCCCAUGUCGGAGCUGUCGUGCACAGUCACUCAGAGGCCGUUGUUCCCUUCAGUAUAUCCCAAGUGCCAUUGAAAGCCUGUUACCAUAUGGCACCAUGGCUCGGGACUAGGAGCAAUGGCCCGGAUAGCGCGGCGCCACCAGUCUUCGAUGUGACUGAUUAUCUGCGUCCUAGUGAUGUGCCAGACAUGCUCGUCAAGUCACCUCAUUUGGGUCUGGCUUUGGCAAAAUGCUUUGACGGCGGUAAUGCCGUCACCUUGAUGCGCGGUCAUGGCAUGACAAUUGUAGCCCCGAACAUUGAGAGUGCAGUGCUUCGGGCCAUCUAUACACAGAAAAACGCCUCCAUCCAAACCACGGCUCUGCUGAUGCAAGCCGCUUAUUUCGGGAGUGGCACGACAACACGCGUUGCAAGGGAUAUUGGCGCUGCUGAGGUCAAUGCCACCACUACCGGUGAGGGGAUCGAUCUCCAUUAUCUUAGCGCGGAGGAGUCUGCUGCGGCCACGGAAGCGACGAUUUGGUCCGUUCAACGGCCCUGGGAUCUCUGGCGUAAGGAGGUAGAGGCGUGCGGAUUGUACUCGAACUCCAUAUAG